Molecule: messenger RNA, 3398 nt
Organism: Cornus florida
Lineage: Eukaryota; Viridiplantae; Streptophyta; Magnoliopsida; Cornales; Cornaceae
Product: protein MICRORCHIDIA 6-like
Exons: 21
Coding region: 769-2937 (722 amino acids)
Cellular component (GO): nucleus
Molecular function (GO): ATP hydrolysis activity
Source: RefSeq, a predicted model, not a curated record
GGUCUCUAAAGAGCUUCGUCCCCAUUUUAAUUGCUCUACCUUCUCUGUAGAGAGAGAAAAUUUACAAACUCAAAAAAAAAAAAAAAAAAAAAAAAAAAAGACACAACACAACACGCGUACAUAUCCUUCACCAACUCUCACUACAGACCACACCCCGGACACCACGUUCGUCGUGGAUAUGAAAUCACCUAUCAACGACGGCAAAGAAUUAAAGGGCAUUGGGGACUCUCCGACGAUUAAAGCUCUUCUUGUGGGAUCUAUAGCUGUGAGCAACAACUCAGACACCAUAUCUAAGUCCUAAUUCUAAAUUCCGAUCCUAUGAAUUUUCAAGCUUGGUUAUGGCAUCAACAUUUGCAUCUGUGUCUUUGAUUGAUGAAAUCAAUUUUCGAACCCUAAUCCUCGUCGGACACUUCUACCCCCACAAUCUUCAUUCACCUUCAUCUCUCGAAUCCUCUGUAUUUCUUCAAUACUUUCAUCCCAAGCUCUUCAAACGGUUCGAUUUCGACACCAAAUCCAUGCGGAAGCUAAUAGAGGCCGCAAUUUAGAGGAUAAGGACUGGUUGUUCGGAUUGAUGAUAUUUUUGCAAAUUGGUAAUCUUGCUCAUGUCACUACUUUUCACGGAGCGGUUAACCUCAAACGAUGGAGCAAUAGAGAAAGAUGACAAUUAGGCAAAUUGGGUACUUGCUGGAUCGUGGGGUUUUUGAUUGGUGGCUUGCAGCAAAAUGGUUUGAUGCAAACUGGGUACUUGCUCGAUCAUAAGUUCUGGAAAUGAGCUCGACAAACAUUGUUAACUUACGUAGUGAUGAUGAACUCAGAGAGUUGGAUGUGAAACCUGUUAAACUAGAGCCGGAUUUGCUUGGGGGCUCAGUGCAACAUAAAGAGUACCAUAAAACUGAUCUUCCCCAGCAUUGUGAGCUUGAAGCCCAUCCUAGAAGACAAGGUUCUGAAGAAAAGAGAAGCUCAAAUGCUAUAAGUAGUGGUCAAAGUGGCACCACUGAUCAGGAGCAGUCUCCAAUCAACAAUACAAGCCUUUCUUCUAUGUCAACUAUAUGUUCAGCACCACUUUGUCGGCAAUUUUGGAAUGCUGGGAACUAUGAUGAUGGGCUUGCUUCUAAAUCCACAUUUCAAAAUGGCAAUAGUUAUCUUCACAUUCACCCCAAGUUCCUUCAUUCAAAUGCUACUUCACAUAAAUGGGCCUUUGGCGCAAUUGCAGAGCUGCUUGACAAUGCAGUUGAUGAGGUACAAAAUGGGGCCACCUUUGUCAUUGUAGAUAAAACCACAAAUCCAAGGAAUGGAAGUCCGGCAUUGUUAAUCCAAGAUGACGGUAGCGGAAUGGAUCCAGAAGCAAUUAGGCGUUGUAUGAGUUUUGGAUUUUCAGAUAAGAAGUCAAAAUCAGCUAUUGGAAAGUAUGGGAAUGGCUUCAAGACGAGUUCUAUGAGAUUGGGGGCAGAUGCUAUUGUCUUCAGCCGCCACCUGGUGAACAGGAAAUUAACUCAAAGCAUCGGUCUUUUAUCUUACACAUUUUUGACACAAACAGGCCAUGACAGAAUUGUAGUUCCUAUGGUAGAUUAUGAGUUCAACACAUCAACUGGCACAAUGGAUACUUUAUAUUGCUAUGGUAACGAACAUUUUAUGUCUAAUCUUUCCAUGCUGUUGCAGUGGUCUCCAUAUUCAACUGAAGCAGAGCUUCUGAAGCAAUUUGAUGACAUUGGGGUCCGUGGCACAAAGAUCAUCAUCUACAAUUUAUGGUUAAAUGAUGAGGGUAUUAUUGAGCUAGAUUUUGACUCAUAUACUGAGGAUAUUCGUAUAAGACGUGAUGCCGAAAGUAUUGAGAGACGUAAGUCAAUGGCCAUAAGUGAACAGCACCUUGCUAAUCAACAUCGUUUUUCUCUCCGGGCAUACUUGUCCAUCUUGUAUUUGCGAAUACCUGAAAGUUUCCGGAUGAUAUUGCGUGGGCGAGUUGUUGAGUAUCAUAAUCUUGCCAAUGAUCUCAAAUUUCCAGAUUUCAUCUUGUAUAGACCUCAAAAUGGUCGAUGCGUGGAGGGUACAGUUGUAACAACAAUAGGAUUCCUGAAGGAAGCUCCACGUGUCAAUUUACAUGGCUUCAAUGUUUACCACAAGAAUCGUUUAAUAUUGCCGUAUUGGAAUGUUGUAAGCUCCAGUGACAACAGAGGUAGAUGGGUUGUAGGUGUUCUGGAAGCAAAUUUUAUUGAGCCCACUCACAAUAAACAAGAUUUUGAGAAAACCAACGUUUUUCAAAAGCUUGAAGGCCGUUUGAGGGAAAUGACAUUUGAAUACUGGGAUUGUCAUUGUGGAGUCUUUGGGUAUAAGCCUAAGAAAAAACCUCGGGUAUCACUGCCAUCUCAGGCGUCAUCUGAUUGCAGACCACAUACUUUUACACAACCUGUUGUGUUGAGUAGAAGUUCCUCUGCUAUUGGUAGUAUAAGAGCAGCAUCGGCAGGUGAGGUCCUUCAGCAUCCAUUAGCUGCUUCCUCUAAUUACUUAGUUGGAAGACCCGGACAAUCAAUUAUCAACUCUCAAGGAAACUCCCAAGGAGCACAAUUGAAGAGGAAAGAACAUGGUUGUUUAGUAGAAGCUGAAAAGGUCAAAAGUAAGACUGGGAUGGUGGACACUGCAAUUAAUGCUGGGUUCCGUCAGGAAUUGCAGUUUGCUGUUCCUACAAAUGAGUUGGAUCAAGAGGCGAUGAACCUGAUACAGGAGAACAAAAAGCUCCGAUCACAAUGCUUGGAAUAUAAGAAGACGGAGAAAGAACUUAAUCUCAAGGUGAAUCGGCUUAAAAGUGAAUUAGGAGAGUUCCAAUAUGAGUACACUCGGCUAUUGGCUGAAUCGCAAUUGUUGGACAAAGUCAAGGAGGAGAAUAAUGUUAUUGCUAGAAUGGUUAAGUUGCAUGGGCAGAUGUCACGGCAAUGGUUGUAGUGACACAAAGGAGUCAAGGGCCCCUUGUCUGUAUCCACUAACAAGGAGUAAGCAACACUAUCUUUACAAGAACAUUGUUGGCAACAACAACAAAAGAGCAUUGGAACCUGUACUGAACAAGGUAUUUCCAAAUACAAUCUCUUUGGGGAGAAUUUGAACAGUAUCUCUCACAAAGAUGAAAAUUUUCAGGUAUAUAUUUCUCAGGCUCCUUGCUCAGGACACGGUGAGAGUCGUUCAUUGGCUCUAUGAUUCAACUGUAACCCCAAUGGGGACGUCUUGUGAUAUGCAUAAAGACUGAAACAAGAAGGAAAUGCGUGUACAAAAAGAUCAGUUGCUAGAAUUAUCAAAUCUCGUUGUUAAUAUUUAUUUACUUCCUAAAAAUCUUAAAAUUGAGUGCAUUCACCAGUUUUCCACCUAGAACAACAUUGCAAAGGUAAUAUAGAUAGCGUGGCGUUGUUAUC